AGCUCCCCGGCUGCUACAUUGGGGACGCGGGCAGUGGGAUGCUCUACAAGCGGGGACGGUUCCUGGGAGAGGGGGCCUUUGGGUGCUGCUACCAGGUGAUGGAGGUGGCCAGCGGCAGGGUCUAUGCGGCAAAAGUCAUCCCACGAGCCCGGCUGGCCACGGCAGGCGUCAGGGAGAGGGUGGAGCAGGAACGGGAGCUGCACGGCCGCCUGCGCCACCGGCACAUCGUCCGCCUCCACCGGCACUUCGCCGACCGCAGCCACGUCUACCUGCUGCUGGAGUACUGCAGCCGGAGGUCCCUCGCCGACAUCCUGCGGGCCCGGGGCAGGCUGACGGAGCCGGAGGUGCGGUACUACCUGCGGCAGAUCAUCGCGGGGCUGCGCUACCUCCACGGACAGGGCAUCGUCCACCGGGACCUCAAGCUGAGUAACUUCUUGGUGACGGAGGAGAUGCAGGUGAAGAUCGGGGACCUGGGGCUGGCGCGGCGGGAGGCACCGGCCGGCCGGCGCUGGGGUGCGCUCUGCGGGACGCCCAGUUACCUGGCGCCGGAGGUGCUGGACCGCAAGGGACACGGGGUGCCCUCGGAUGUCUGGGCGCUGGGCUGUGUCACGUACGCGGUGCUGACGGGCAGCCCCCCGUUUGAGGCGGCUCAGCGGCAGGAGCUGUACCGGCGCAUCCGGGCGGCGCGGUACCCGCCGUCCCCCCACCUUUCGCCCCGCGCCGGGGCCCUCAUCGCCCGGCUGCUGGCCCCCGAGCCCGCGGCACGGCCCAGCCUGCGGGACAUGCUGGACCACGGCUUCUUCACCCAGGGUUUCACGCCGGACAGGCUGCCGCCUCAUGCCUGCCGCUCGGUGCCCGUCUUCGUGGGACAGGACCCCCUGGGCAGGCUGCUGCGGGGGGCUGCCGUGGCGCUGGCGAGGGGGUGGCUGUGCCGGGAACGCCGGGACUCGCCCCCCCGCCACCCCGGAGGGCAGCCACCUCCCCCCCGCAGGACCCGAGCCACGCAAACAUCCGCUUAGGAAAACCUUUAUUAGUGCUAGGAACCGUCUAAAAUCCAAGUCAUGGAAACAAGCAGGGUGGGACGUGACCAUUACAAACGGCACACACACACACACACACACCAGUUUGCCCUUAAAAUGGUUAACAGAAUAAAAUUGAAAAAAACCAAAAAAACAAAAAAACAAAACCAAAACAAAACCCCAAACCUGAAAGGGACCUCUUUUCCCCACCAGCCUGGGACGGGAUGGGGAGGAGGAGCUGGGAGGGAGGAGGUGCAGCUCCAAGGAGCCCGGCGUGGCUCCUGGGGCUCACGCGUGCGCAGGGAAGGGCACCAGGUCCCCCCGCUCUGCCCGGCCCCGGCCGCCGGCAGCCCCUCUCCCCGCACCGCCGGGGUUACUGGAGGGAGGAGCAGAGGUAACAGUGGCCUGGGAAGGAGGGAGGAAAGCGCGUGGUUUCCCCGUUCAGCUUCAAGUUCUCUCCCUCGAGAGAAGAGGUCUGAAAGAAAACGCUGAAAGCUCAGUAAAACAUGACACUUAAAACACCCACAGCGUCAACUCGAGAGCACCUGGGACACUCGCCUAUGCCUAAAACAGAGGGUGGGGACAAAGACAAGAUGCUCAACGUGGCCCCAGCAAGCACCAAGGAGCCGCUUCGCUGCUCGCAGCCCUGUCCACAUGUCAGCACAAGAGGGGACCGGCUAGGGAGGGUGUCACCGGUGUCACCAGGGGGGGUCUGAGGGAGGGAGGUGACAACAACGACUUUGUCUGCACUGGGGGUGAGCUUUCUUCCAACACUCUCACCAGCAGCUACGGGGAAGGAAGCCGGAGCCGCGCCGGUGACGCAGCCCAGACGAGAGGAGAAGCAAAGGGAACAAACAACUGAGCCGGGGAGGGACGGCAGGUCCCAGGCCGGGGCCGGGAUGGGACACCAGAAAAUGAGAUCUGCCCUCCCUACCCCCUCACCACAAAUCCCCCCAGGCCGGCAGGAGCUCACAGCUCCCCUCCGAGGUUCAUCCUACCGUCCGCCUGCCCCGCACGCUCAGGGCUAAACCCCUUCCCCAGCCCACGCAUGAUUCCUACGUGAGCAAAACCAGCCUUUGCCCCUGGGGUCAGCGCUCCCUCCCUCCAGCCGCUCAGACCCACAGCGGUGCCGGGAGGCGAGCAGAGAGGGGCACGCCACGCCGGCACUGGUUUUAAGCCUUCUCAAGGACAGGACAACACUGGGGGGGACAAGUGGCACGGCCCUGCUGGCUCCCGAGGCUGGGCAAAGGGCUGGCUGCUGUCCCCCGGCUCGGUGCCGCACCCAGCACCCGGCCGCUCAAGGCCUGGCACAAAGCCCAUUUGAUAUUUUUAUCCCCGGCAUCCGUGUUUGAAGCUGUCUGCUUUUUUUUUUUUUGUCCUUUUUUUUUUUUUUUUUUUUUUUUUCCCCACAGCCUUCCCCUGUCCCACCCUGGCUUAGAGGUGACAGCAAUAGCAACACACCCUCCUGCUGCUACAACCCGAGCCCAGAAGGCAUCAGCUGCCCUGAGAUGGUCCCAAGCAUGGGCCACCUCUGCCCCCCUCCCAGGCGGGCUGCCCCAGCAGGAACAUCCAAGGGGCUCAGGGCAGGACGUUCCAGUAAACGCAGUGGAUUUUAAGCUCUGGGAUGUCCCCAUCUUUAUUCCACAGCUGCCAGCUGCCCAAAGACAGGGAGAGCACGACCCCCAGCACAGCUUCUCCGGCCAGCCGCUUGUUUCGUGCUCUGAACAGUAAGCCUGCCCCAGGGCACAAAACAAGGCGAGCCUGGUGGGAAGUCUUAUUUCU
Tyto alba (common barn owl) is the source of this 2801-nucleotide messenger RNA. Its product is annotated as inactive serine/threonine-protein kinase PLK5-like. The transcript has 8 exons. Lineage: Eukaryota; Metazoa; Chordata; Aves; Strigiformes; Tytonidae. Gene Ontology annotation, cellular component: nucleus; centrosome; cytoplasm. Gene Ontology annotation, molecular function: ATP binding; protein serine/threonine kinase activity. The record is from RefSeq and is a predicted model, not a curated record. Gene Ontology annotation, biological process: protein phosphorylation; mitotic cell cycle; regulation of cytokinesis. The coding region runs from base 39 to 1019 and encodes 326 amino acids.